Lindgomyces ingoldianus is the source of this 2640-nucleotide messenger RNA. Its product is annotated as DNA replication licensing factor CDC47. Gene Ontology annotation, biological process: DNA strand elongation involved in DNA replication; double-strand break repair via break-induced replication; DNA replication initiation. Lineage: Eukaryota; Fungi; Ascomycota; Dothideomycetes; Pleosporales; Lindgomycetaceae. Gene Ontology annotation, molecular function: ATP binding; single-stranded DNA binding; single-stranded DNA helicase activity. The record is from RefSeq and is a predicted model, not a curated record. Bases 71 to 2497 code for a protein of 808 amino acids. Gene Ontology annotation, cellular component: nucleus; MCM complex. The transcript has 5 exons.
UUCCGUUCUUUCGCAAGGAUACACACUGCUGCACUAGACUUCUCCGAGCUGAAUUGUCAUCUGGGAAGCAAUGGCGCUUCAUACUGUACCGGCUUUUGUGAACUACGAGGAGCAGGAAGCUGCCUUUGUGGAUUUCCUCCAACACUUCAAGUCUUCUUCCGCCGAAGCUGCGGAACAGCUCGAGGGGCUGGACAUCAGCGGCGAUGGCGAUAGUGACGAGUACGAUAUGAUGGAUGAUGCUGUACCAGACGCAACGCAGGAUCGCGGCCGUCAUUCAAAGCUGAAGUACAUGCAAAUGCUACAGGAGGUGGCAGAUCGCACAAGAUCCGCAGUCGUGAUUGAUCUGAAUGAUUUGGAAGCAUAUGAGAAAGCCGCGUCGAGCGAAGAAGCAGACUAUAAGCUAAUUGCUUCAAUCGAAAGAAAUGCGCACCACUACAUCGAAAUCUUCUCCAGAGCAGUAGACAGAGUGUUGCCUCCGCCAACGAAGGAGCCCAAUUUCAAAGAUGACGUUCUGGAUAUCAUCAUGACCCAGCGAUCGAAACGCAACGAGAGAGUGCAAGAGCAGCAGGGCGGAGAAGAGGGCGCUCAACCUCCCCCUGAGUCUAUAUUUCCCCCAGCCCUCACUCGACGAUACACCUUGAACUUCAAACCUAGGAUACCAUCUGGCGCAAGCAGCCAGCGCAACAUGAAGGCCUUAGCUGUCCGAAACGUACGCGGCGAGCAUCUUGGGCACCUGAUCACAGUCCGUGGUAUUGCAACUAGAGUCUCGGAUGUCAAACCUGCGGUUCAAGUCAACGCCUACUCAUGUGAUCGCUGUGGGUGUGAGAUAUUCCAACCUGUCACGACCAAGCAGUUUACCCCAAUGGUCGAAUGUCCUUCAGAUGAGUGCAAGAAGAACAACACCAAAGGUCAGCUGUUUCUUUCGACUCGCGCAUCGAAGUUCCUCCCAUUCCAAGAGGUUAAGAUUCAGGAAAUGGCCGAUCAGGUUCCAGUAGGCCAUAUCCCUAGGCAACUAUCUAUUCAUUGCCACGGCGCUUUGGUCCGUCAGAUCAAUCCAGGAGACGUCAUUGAUGUAGCGGGUAUUUUCCUUCCUACCCCAUAUACUGGAUUCAAAGCCAUCCGCGCUGGUCUUCUCACAGAUACUUACCUGGAAGCUCAGUAUGUGAUGCAGCAUAAGAAGGCAUAUGACGAUAUUGUUCUUGCCCAGCCUACAUUGCGACGAAUGAAUGAGCUCGAGAGGACCGGCCAACUAUACGAAUAUCUUUCACGGUCCAUCGCACCCGAAAUCUUCGGUCAUGUUGAUGUAAAGAAAGCCCUGCUUUUACAGCUCAUUGGCGGAGUCACGAAGGAGGUUGGUGAUGGUAUGCGCAUUCGUGGUGACAUCAACGUUUGCUUGAUGGGUGAUCCUGGUGUUGCCAAAUCCCAGCUUCUCAAGUAUAUUACCAAAGUUGCGCCUCGCGGUGUCUACACUACCGGUCGUGGUAGCAGUGGUGUCGGCCUCACUGCUGCUGUGAUGCGUGAUCCAGUCACGGACGAAAUGGUCCUUGAAGGUGGUGCUCUUGUGUUGGCCGACAACGGCAUGUGCUGUAUCGACGAGUUCGACAAGAUGGAUGACGGCGACCGUACGGCUAUCCACGAAGUUAUGGAGCAGCAGACCAUUUCAAUUAGCAAGGCCGGUAUCACGACUACCCUAAAUGCCCGUACAUCCAUCCUCGCAGCCGCAAACCCUCUGUACGGACGCUACAAUCCUCGGAUUUCUCCAGUUGAAAACAUCAACCUCCCCGCAGCACUGCUCUCACGUUUCGAUGUCCUCUUCCUCAUCCUAGAUACCCCUUCACGAGAUUCUGACGAAGAGCUUGCUCGCCAUGUCACGCAUGUCCACAUGCACAACGCUCAUCCUGAAGCCCCUGGAGGCAUUGUGUUCUCUCCUGCCGAGGUACGGCAGUGGGUAGCCCGUGCAAGAUCCUACAGGCCAACGGUUCCCAAGGAGGUCUCGGACUACAUGGUCGGUGCCUACGUGCGGAUGCGACAGCAGCAGAAGCGAGACGAAGGUUCAAAGAAGGCCUUCACUCACACCUCGCCGCGCACUCUCCUUGGCGUUCUACGUCUCUCGCAAGCUUUGGCUCGUCUGCGGUUUACGAACGAGGUUAUUACCGAGGACGUAGAUGAGGCAUUGAGACUUGUCGAAGUCAGCAAGGCUAGCUUGUACGCAGACGAGAACCGCAGAGAUGAUCACACACCGAGCAGCAAGAUUUAUCAUCUUAUCAAGACAAUGGAAGCCAGCGGUGCUGCAGCCGUUGGGGACGGAACUCGAGGCGAGUUGGAUCUUCGACGGGUUAGGGAACGGGUACUGGCUAAGGGCUUCACCGCGGACCAGUUCGAGCAGGCAAUUGAUGAGUAUGCUCUAUUAGACGUCUGGCAAACGACUGGUGAGGGCACAAGGUUGGUCUUCAUUGAAGCUGGAGAUGAGGAUAUGGACGCCGACAAUGACUUCUAGAGAGUCAAUGGUAACGAUUUUCGGCGGGGAUUAUGAUGGCUCAUGGAUAAGGCGUGCUACGGCGUUUCGAGAUCCUGGGUUGGAUGUAUGUCAAGAUGUGACUGCUCUCUGCUAUCUGCAGUCGAAGAGCGAUUGGAUUCAUG